AUGUGGUUCGGUCGAGCCGGCCGUGGCAGCAGAAGACCGGUUGCCGCCAGCGAGCUCGGUGCACAUGUAGGCCCUGUGCCUCUUCGUCAGAGCUCUCCUUUACAAUCGGAGCAAAGUCAAGAAGCGAUGCGCGAGAAGGAGGGUUUAUCCGGCUCUACAAUGUUGCAGCGUUCAAGGAGUGAUUGCGGCAAUUUUGGGGACAGGCUGGACAAGGCACUGAUUCUUGACGUGGCAAGCGUCGGCGGCGCCAGCAGCUUGCACGAUGAGGAGAGCGACAUGGAGAUGAUCGAGUCGGACCGCAGUCGAGCCUCCACCCGUGAAUUAGAUGACAAGAGCCACGACUACGAGGAUUCUUGUGCCAGCAGCGGGGUAUCUGCCUCCUCCGCUACCAGCAUCAUGUCGGUUGCUGGUGAUGAGGCGAUCCGGCGGCUCGAAGAGGAAUUACGAUUGACGCGUCUCGCGCUUCUUGAGAAAGAAGAACGAUGCUCCCGCCUUUCUUCUAUGCAAAAUACCGUUGACACCGAAGUGCACGAGCUGACUGAAAAGCUUUUCCAGGAAGCUUACAAAAUGGUGAACCUGGCUGAAGAACGGCGCGAGAAAUCUGAGCGCCUGCUGAAUGAGAGCAGGAUGAAGGUUGAUGUGCUGCAAGCCGAAGUUGAAGCGUUGAAAUUAUUAGUGGGCACGCCGGGAGCUGCCGGGCAGCAUCACACCGCUGCCAAGAGCGGAAAGGGAAACGUGUUCUCAAAGAUUCUGAACACAUCUAAUCAUCCCGGUCAUCAAAAGAAGAACUGGCAGCUCGAGGAAUCGGUGCCUGCUUCGAAGAAGUCGUCUAGCUUGCCGAACCCAAGCCGCGAGCAGCUAGCCCGACUGUGUAGUGAUGGGAAAGAAGAGCCGGAUUCUACCGAAGAGAUUGAUCCGGUGUUCUAUCGCGAAUUCGUCGAGUGGCGGGACGCAGGGCAUCCGCUGAACUGGCCCGAUGUAAGCAGCACUCCCACUACUAGCGACCCGGAACCAUCGCAAAUCGUUGCCUUCAUCACGCGCAUCCAUAAAGAAGACGUCGAUCCCUGUCUGCGAUUUGACAAUGAUGAUCUAGCCACCAGCCUGCUGACGGCUAUUCUACAAAAUCGAAUCGAGAUCGAGCAAGUAAACGAGGAUAAGCCAAAUGUUCGGAAUUGUUCCCUAACAUCGGUGCCUCGGUUUUGCCCUUUCCGCGCUCGGGCCUCCGCCGACGAUGAAUGGCAUUUUAUAUCGGUUCUCGCGAGGAACAGGAUAGCUGCCGUGUGCGAUUUCCACACAUAUCUUCGCUAUGUUUCGCUUGGUAUCGUGCGGUCCGGGCUUCGCGACAUGUACUCCGACAUCAUCGUGCUGCGAAAGAACAUGGCGCUGGCCCGGCUUGGCCUCGGUUUCGUCCCCAAGACCACCGAUCGCACU
Messenger RNA from Mesorhabditis spiculigera, 1431 nucleotides. Lineage: Eukaryota; Metazoa; Nematoda; Chromadorea; Rhabditida; Rhabditidae. The record is from the annotation of a GenBank genome assembly.